AUGACUUACAGAAUACGAAUGUCGGACAAAUUUUUGCGCAUUUGCGCGCCAUUUUCUGUGAUUUGGCGGUGGCCUCUGUCGGAUACCUCCCAUGACAUACGACAUGCCCGCAACCGCAUUUUUUUGCCUUCUUCUGCCAUCUUGACGAAGCCAAAAUCGUUCUGUGAUCGCGGUUCAUUUCCUUGCUUCUCUUUACUUCACCGGAUCCACCUCGACCCGUGGACAGCCUUUUCUUCCGUUUCAUCUUCUCUUCAAAUUGCGAUUGCAUCCAUCACGGCUCACACCAUCUGGCGCGGGCACUGGGAAUCUGUCUUUGACAACUUCCCCUUCCUCCUCAAUGUAGUCACAGCUAAGGCAGUGACUUCCAUACAUAGAUCCCAUAACCUCAACACCACCUAA
This is a messenger RNA of Phycomyces blakesleeanus NRRL 1555(-), 399 nucleotides long. RefSeq lists its product as hypothetical. NCBI's taxonomy places the organism in Eukaryota, Fungi, Mucoromycota, Mucoromycetes, Mucorales, Phycomycetaceae. Bases 1 to 399 code for a protein of 132 amino acids. The record is from RefSeq and is a predicted model, not a curated record. The transcript has 2 exons.